AUGCUGAGCCGUGCCGUCUUGCCUCUGACGAGGCCCAACGUCCUCGCCUCUGCCGUCCGCGUGUCGGCCCUGUCGGUCCAGCAUCCCCGGUUCUACGCCAAGGGCAAGGGUAACACCCCCUACAAGCUGCCCAGCCAAGUCGGUGGCCCGAAGGCCAGCCAGACGGAAAACCAGACGGCAAAUCCUGCUUCGACACCAGGCAAGGAAUAUGCCGCUGAACAGGCCGAGUUCGACACCCAGGCCGAGCCGGAAAGGGACCCCGAAUUGCACCAGCAGCAACAAGCACCCCAGAAGCCGCUCCCCGAUCUCACACAGGGUAUCCCCUCGACACUUGCUGCGGAACUGGAAGGCCGAACGAAGAGAGGCGGAGCUACUCAGCUGAACCUGACCGAGGACCCCUCCCAGACUGAAGACUAUGCCGAGGAUGGUCGAGGCGGCGGGGACAUCCCCAAGGGAGGCUACGAGACCUCAGGCGACCGCCGCAAGGCCCGCAUGGCGAACAUCGUGUACGCAGUGAUGUUGCUGGGUGCUGUCUCGGGUGUGGGCUACUUGGGCCGGAACUGGGACACUGAGGAAGAAGAGCGAUUGCACCCGGAACAACCCUCAGGCUGGGGGUUCGGCCUGUGGUAUGCUCGUAUCCGUGCCCGCUUCGGUGAUAUUACCAGCUACUACAAAGACCCCGCGUUCCCGAAGCUGCUGCCCGACGAGGAUCCCAAUAUGCGUCAGCCCUACACCCUCGUGCUCAGUCUGGAGGAUCUCCUUGUUCACAGCGAGUGGAGCCGUGAGCAUGGAUGGCGUGUUGCGAAGCGACCUGGUGUCGACUAUUUCCUGCGUUAUCUGAACCAGUACUAUGAGUUGGUACUUUUCACCAGUGUGCCCAGUAUGAUGGCGGACCAGGUUCUGCGGAAAUUGGACCCCUACCGCAUCAUCCGCUGGCCUUUGUUCCGUGAAGCUACUCGGUACAAGGAUGGCGAGUACAUCAAGGAUCUGGCAUACCUGAACCGAGACCUGUCCAAGGUGAUCCUUAUCGACACCAAGGAAGAACACGCGCGUCUGCAGCCGGAGAACGCUAUCGUGAUGAACAAGUGGACCGGCGACCCCAAGGACAAGACCCUGGUGGCAUUGAUCCCGUUCCUGGAAUACCUCGCCGGGAUGGGCGUUGAAGACGUGCGUCCGGUGCUGAAGUCCUUUGAAGGCACAGACCUCCCCGUCGAGUUCGCCAAGCGCGAGAAGGCCAUGCGCGAGCGCUUCGAGAAGGAGCUCGCCGAGGAAAAGAAGAAGAAGCCCUCGAUGAGCAUUGGCAGCUUCGCCUCUGCCCUGGGCCUGAAGUCGACCCGCACCCUGGAUGGUGAGGCCUCGCCCUCGGAGGGUCUGGCACAGGGCAAGAUGCUCUGGGACCAGAUCCGCGAGCGUGGCCAGAAGAACUACGAGCUGAUCGAGAAGGAGAUUCGCGAGAACGGCGAGAAAUGGCUUGCUGAGAUGGCUGCUGAGGAGGAGAAGGCUCGUCAGGAGCAGAUGAAGAGCAUGAAGGGCUCCUUCACUGGCAUGUUCGGUGCUGGUGAGAAGAAGGAGUAG
This is a messenger RNA of Penicillium lagena, 1575 nucleotides long. RefSeq names its product protein translocase subunit TIM50. The record is from RefSeq and is a predicted model, not a curated record. The transcript is spliced from 2 exons. Bases 1 to 1575 code for a protein of 524 amino acids. Gene Ontology annotation, molecular function: phosphoprotein phosphatase activity. Lineage: Eukaryota; Fungi; Ascomycota; Eurotiomycetes; Eurotiales; Aspergillaceae.